AUGUAUGAUGGGAAAGAGGAUCCGGACAAUCAUUUGAAGCUAUUCAAUGGACUAAUCCGGAUGCAAAGGUGGAACAUUCCAAUAGCAUGUCAUAUGUUUGCACUCACUUUGAAAGACUUGGCGAGAGUUUGGCUAGACUCUCAGCCGGAAGGAAGCAUCGUCAACUUUGAAGACCUAAAAACCAAAUUUCGCUCACACUUCAACCAGCAAAGAAAAUAUAAGAAAAUGCAUUUGGAAGCUCAUAAUAUCAAGAGAAGAGAUAAUGAGUCCAUCCGACAAUUUAUAACCCGCUAUACGGAUGAAACGACAUUAAUGAAGGGUCUUAGUGAAAACCAAAAGAUAUUAGGUUUUGUCCAUGGGUUACGCUUCCAACCUCUGGUGGAGUUUCUCUCCACAGAUUUACCACAAGAGUAUAAAGUGUUGAUGGACAAAACUUAUACCUUCUUGGUAGGAAAAGAAACCGCAGGCGGAGUUACAAGUCCAGGCUACGGAAAAGACCUCGACAGAAAUAGAAAGAAUCAUAAUUUCCGUCACGAAAGGUUCCGAACGGGGCCGUUCAACAGGUCGCAGGGAGGAGCGUCCAGAAGUAACCAAAAUGCUCACCCCCUAAGAAAUACUCGCGAUAUAUUGGCGGCCGAGAAAGCACCAAUUAGAGGUAAUCUCCGGGGAAAGGACAUGUCCAAAUUUUGUGAGUUCUACAACCGCUAUGGCCAUGAAACGAAUGAAUGCAAAGUUUUUAAACACAAAGUUGAAGAAGCCAUGAAGACUGGAAAAUACUCGACGCUGUUAAAAGGUAUCAAAGAACCGCGCCAAAGCAAAACAAUGGGAAAAAUCUUAUGA
Messenger RNA from Erigeron canadensis, 840 nucleotides. RefSeq lists its product as uncharacterized. The transcript has a single exon. Bases 1 to 840 code for a protein of 279 amino acids. The record is from RefSeq and is a predicted model, not a curated record. NCBI's taxonomy places the organism in Eukaryota, Viridiplantae, Streptophyta, Magnoliopsida, Asterales, Asteraceae.